AUGAAACCUACCUACAUCAACGCUCUAUCAAGCUUGUGCGACAAAACAAAUGGUGCCGAUAUAGGCAUCGUUGGACAACUACUUGGAGAAGAUUAUAGACUGGACAACAACUACAUGACUGCCACAUUAGGAAUUGGAGGCCAAGAACUGAUGAAAGAUACUUUGUACAUGAAGUAUGCUUUUAGUGAAGCUGGAUUGUACCACGAGGCAAUGCUGACUAAGAAGGUUGCUCAUUUAGACGUGAAGAGGAGAAAGGAGUUUGUUCAGCUAAUUUUACGGAAAAUGCUCUCACUUAGGAACAGAAGGAUUACCAUAUUCGGAGUCACGUAUAAGAGCCGGGUUCUCGAUCUCACAAGAUCACCCGCGAUUAGCGUAUGCAAAGCCCUACUGAGAGAGGGUGCUUUCCUCCACAUAUAUGAGCCGUCAGUAGAUGAGCCAAGAAUCCGGCAACUUCUUGGUAAUCCUGAAGCAGUGGACAUUUUCGAUGAUGAUCCUAUAGAGGGAUGUACUGGCACACAUGCAGUUGCAUUUUUGGUGCCAAUGCACCAGCUACAAUUUAAUUUUCAAGGAAUAUUCAAUGUGAUGACAGAACAACCAGGAGGUCGAUAUUUGUUUAUGGGUUGGCACAUGAAUGUCAAUUUCGACAUUCUGAGACAGAUGGGCUUCCUAGUUUAUAUUAGUGGAAAACCUUAG
Molecule: messenger RNA, 693 nt
Organism: Rosa chinensis
Lineage: Eukaryota; Viridiplantae; Streptophyta; Magnoliopsida; Rosales; Rosaceae
Product: UDP-glucose 6-dehydrogenase 4
Exons: 1
Coding region: 1-693 (230 amino acids)
Biological process (GO): glycosaminoglycan biosynthetic process
Cellular component (GO): cytosol; nucleus
Molecular function (GO): NAD binding; UDP-glucose 6-dehydrogenase activity
Source: RefSeq, a predicted model, not a curated record